Molecule: messenger RNA, 2286 nt
Organism: Cylicocyclus nassatus
Lineage: Eukaryota; Metazoa; Nematoda; Chromadorea; Rhabditida; Strongylidae
Source: the annotation of a GenBank genome assembly
CAGGGAAUGGAACCAUGCAAGCCGCCGUGUUUGAUGCUGCCUACAGUAUGCGUCAACGGUGGCAAGCAGACCAAUGCGGUCGACGACCAACCGUCUUCGUCUUACGUCACGCCUUCGGGUUACGGUAGGGAGCCACAGCCUCAUUCUGCGCCUGCCCGAUUCGAAAUCGUUUCGCCAAAGCCGCGAGUACCAGUAACAACCAGUUCGGUCAUCUUUCAUCGUUGGUAUGCCUACCGAGACGAAAGGACGAGUAGCUCGAGUUCCGAUAGUGGGGUGGCUAGUCUACAGUUCAGCCCUCCAAAUCUGCUAGCAGUAGGUACAUCAGUAGGUUCAACAGUGAUGGCAUUGUCACCGCCUGGUCUAUCUCCUCUUCACGUUCAAGACUCAGCAUUUUCUACACCAACACCAUCAAGCAGUACCGCAAACACCAGUCGAUUCACUUUCGAUCACAUACCGUACCGCAAAGAUUCUGAAACGCAGAAAGGAUGCGCAGAGAUCACCAGCGCCUUCGAUCUUCCUUCUUCAUCACGAAAAGAUCCAGAAAAGCUGAAAGAUGUCCUGAAAACCGUAAGACAGCAAGACGACCUAGGAGCUCAUCCAACCUUGCAGAGGAAAGAGUCUGUAAUUCAAUCGACUCGACAAUCUGAGAAGCUUGUCGAUCGUACGGAGUCGCUCCCAGUUCCACAAAAGUUCUCCAAUCAGCUGAGUGUAUCCGUACCUAACACUCCACUGGACAAGGUUUACGCCGGAAAUGCUUUCAAUUAUCUUCUGCUCACAUCGACUGGACAUUCGCUUGUCUCGCCUUCGAUGUCUAGCCCAUUGUCAUCUACGGACUCUUAUCGGCUAGCAGCCUCUCCUUCCUUUGUUGGCCUGUCUCCAACGCCACGAACAGACGGCAGUUCUUCAGAUCUGCAGAAAUCGCCAGCAUCGCUGUCAUCGGAAACGCAAGCCGAGGACGACGACAAGAAGCAGUACUACUGUAACAUCUGCAAAAAGGACUUCAAACGGCCUGACAUACUGUCUCGCCAUCUACGACGUCAUACCGGGGAGAAACCGUUUGGUUGCGAUACUUGUGGGAGAUACUUCUCUCGAUCCGAUCACCUGCGAACUCAUCGCAGGACUCAUACCGAUGAAAAACCUUAUCAGUGUACUAUCUGUCCGUAUGCAGCGAGGCGUCGCGACGUUCUUACUCGACACAUGAGUACGCGACAUCAAGCCAAGGCUGGACUUUCAAUUUUCCAAAGACAUCGUGAUGUUAGAAGAUGUUUGAGCGAUGGCGAUCAUUCGCUCCUUUCUGUCAGCUCACUACCAGGCGAGCCGUCGACACCAAAGCGAAUUCGUCAUACAACUGAUAUUUCGCCUGUCAAUGAGCAACCUGAGCAUAGAGAUCGCACGCAAACCGAGAAGGCUACGGCUCGUGAUCGGCACAUCACUGAGACUUCACAGGAAGAAAUUAUUAUGUCACCAACCGAAGUGGAGGAUGACGUUAUCGUCGACGUUUGUGAGUUGGAAGAAGGCGCUGAUGACGACGAUGAAGAGGUCGAUGACGAAGGCGAUGUAGAAACGUGACCUGUGCAUGAAGUAUGCAGUAUGAAUAACUUUCUAAUCUCAAGCGCUCAGGGCUAAUUCGCAAAUUAAAUUGACAGAUUUCUAUAGUGUUGUGCAUUUUAGGGCAAGGUAAAAAAGAUUGUGUUCGAGUCCGCUAUACUAUUCUGACAAUAGGAACAUCGCAUAAAUGCUGAAUUUUCUAGAAGAUAGAUAAUAAGGUGCUGCUGACUUGCCUUCAUGAAAGAUUCGAGCUGAAUGAUUCUUUGGAUUCGUGUGUUGUUUUUCUUUCGAAUAGCGCCUCCGUAUCCCUCUCCUCAUCUCAUGAUUCACUGAUUGUUUAGAGUACAACUGUUGAGGCACUUAUUUAUCCUUUUAAGAAAAAUACGUAUAGAAUAUUGUCUGUUGAUCUCCAUAUCUUGCUAGUGCCUCAGUUCUUAUCUCGCCAUCCCUUUAAGACUUUCUGUAAUAACUCUUCAAUCCAGAGUACUUCCUUUACUUCUGUAUAGCGACUUUAAAACUCCGAGAUUUUGUUGUGGAGAUUUUUUGAAUGUCAUCUCUGUUAUCUGAGUAGGCAGCACUGCAGUCCAUCGACGAAGAGUACAAGUAUUGUUGAUGUAAUAAUUAUCGUGACGAUGUAGAUUUUGUUGUAGAUAUGUGACUUCCACGAGUACGUCCACGUGUAUAUUGUGCAAUCCCAGUGAAAAUUAAGAUUUGCAGAUCUUUAGAAAUAAAUAUGUG